Rotaria sordida is the source of this 723-nucleotide messenger RNA. NCBI's taxonomy places the organism in Eukaryota, Metazoa, Rotifera, Eurotatoria, Philodinida, Philodinidae. The record is from the annotation of a GenBank genome assembly.
AUGUCGUCAGCAUUUGUUGAACUUCUUCGUAAAUCAAAUCUUGAUUAUAUUGUCACACGAAAAUCAUUGAAAGUUGGUUCGCAUAGUGAUGAUAUUAUAUUUGCUUCAUUGAUUGAUACGAAAACAAAAACAUUACAAUUAAUUGCAUGUUUGGAUAAAUUAGAAUCUGUUACAAUAUGGUCAACAGCAUUAGAUGAACGUGCAUUUCAAUUAAAUGCACGUCUUUUAGAUAUAACAGAACUUGGUGAAACAAUGAUUUUUCUUUCUGAACGUAUAAAUGAAUCGGAUUUUACUCUUGCUAAAGCUUCAAAAACAAAUAGUGAUAGUCAAUAUGAAGUUUCACAAAUUAAUGUAACAUUUACACAUCCAAAAAAUAAACAAUCAAUAACUCUUCAACUUUAUGAAAAUAUUAAUGAUGAAGAAAAAGCUUCAUUUUUAAGUAAAAUUCUUUUACAUAUUUAUAAACGUAAUGAACAAUUAUCAGCUGAAAUUAAAACACAACAAUUACGUUUAAAAGAAUUAUCAAGUAAAACAGAACGUGAACAAUUACGUUCAAGUGGUACGAAUCGAAUUUUUGAUGAUAAUAAAUUACUUGAUUCAAAUAAUCAAAAAAUUAAUAUGAUGAAAUCACAAGAACAUACACCAAAGAGUUUAAUUAAUCCGACUAUUAAACGACGUAAAGCAGCAACCGGUGUUAAUUAUGAUGAUGAAGAUAGUGAUUAA